AUGUUUCCCUGCAGCGCGCUGCCGCCUCCUCUCUACCCGGGCUUGCUGCCUCCUCCCGCGGGCUUCUCCUCUCCGCUGAGCCGCUCCCUGCGCUCCGGCUUCCUGGUGGAGGACCUGCUCCGGCUGAGCCAGCCCGUGUCCUACCUGCACCGGGGCCUCUCCUCCAGGGGCCCCGGGGACGUGCUGCAGCUCAGCCCGCGGCCGGGCAGCGAGCCGGGCUCCGGGCACCAGAGCCGCGGCAGCCCCGGGUCCCUGCAGACCUCCUGCCCGGACUCCGGGUUCCUCAAGUUCGGCGUCAAUGCGAUUCUGGCCCCGUCCACGCGGAGCGUUCAGAGUUUCCAGAAAUCGUUUCCUUUACCUUUCUUUGACGGAGUUCUGCAUCCGUUCAUCAGAGCCACUUAUCUCACAGCCUCCUCCUCCGUCAUCCCCGUCCCGGGAACCUUCUCCUGGCCCCUGGCCCCCCGAGGGAAGCCCAGGAGGGGCAUGCUGCGGCGGGCCGUGUUCUCCGACCUCCAGAGGAAGGCGCUAGAGAGAACCUUCCAGAAACAGAAAUACAUCAGCAAACCCGACCGGAAGAAACUCGCCGGGAAACUGGGUCUCAAGGACUCGCAGGUGAAGAUCUGGUUUCAGAACCGCAGGAUGAAAUGGAGAAACUCGAAGGAGCGGGAGCUGCUGUCGACCGGCGGCUGCCGCCAGCAGACCCUCCCCACCAAGACCAACCCGCACCCCGACCUCACCGACGUGGGCAGCGCCACCUGCUGCCACCGGCUCGACAGAACCACCCCCGACAGCCAGGACUCACAUCUGCACCACCACAGUCGUCGUCAUCAUCAUCUUCAUCUUCAUCAUCACAGCCCCUCGUCUCCGUCGGAGUCCAGCAAACAGUCGGAGCUCUCAGAGUCGGACGGGGAAGAAAUCAACGUCUCGUAA
Molecule: messenger RNA, 930 nt
Organism: Pleuronectes platessa (European plaice)
Lineage: Eukaryota; Metazoa; Chordata; Actinopteri; Pleuronectiformes; Pleuronectidae
Product: homeobox protein DBX1-B
Exons: 4
Coding region: 1-930 (309 amino acids)
Biological process (GO): regulation of transcription by RNA polymerase II; cell differentiation in spinal cord
Molecular function (GO): DNA-binding transcription factor activity, RNA polymerase II-specific; DNA binding
Source: RefSeq, a predicted model, not a curated record